This is a messenger RNA of Cololabis saira (Pacific saury), 1508 nucleotides long. RefSeq lists its product as uncharacterized. The record is from RefSeq and is a predicted model, not a curated record. NCBI's taxonomy places the organism in Eukaryota, Metazoa, Chordata, Actinopteri, Beloniformes, Belonidae. The coding region runs from base 7 to 957 and encodes 316 amino acids. The transcript is spliced from 4 exons. Gene Ontology annotation, biological process: response to bacterium.
AAAAAAAUGAGUCUUGCAAAGUUUGCAGGCUAUGUGACACAUGUACUCUUGGGAACAGUUGUUUUCUCCUCAGUUCAUUCAACAGCUCAACAUCCAUCAUCAUCUUUACAUUUUGAAUCAGUAAACAUUGGUCAGGAUGUAAUUUUGAGAUGUUUCCAUGAAGAGAGUGAUGCAGCUGUCUUUUUCUGGUAUAAACAACCUUUUGGACGGAAACCAAAGUUAAUGUCUACACUUUUUAAGUUCAAGAGAAAUGGCUCUUUUACAAAUGAAUUUCAGAAUGAUGCACGGUUUGAACUGGAAACUAGCAGCAGCAAAAACCACCUGAAGAUCUCAAAUGUUGACGUAUCAGACUCAGCUAUAUACUACUGUAUUAGUGGUAAUUCAUACAUACACAAGUAUUUGGAGGGCGUUAGUCUCCAUGUGAGAGACUCGACUUAUGACAUCCAAGCCUCAGUGGAUCAGUCGUCUUCUUUGAGCGCCCAGCCUGGACGCUCAGUGACCCUCAACUGUACAGUACAUAGUUUAAUCUGUAAUGAAGAACACAGCGUCUACUGGUUCAAAGGCUCUGAAGAAUCUCAUGCAGGACUUAUUUCCAUCCACGGAGGCAGGAAUGAUCAGUGUGAGAGGAAACCCAACUCACAAUCACACACCUGCGUGUACAACCUGCUAAUGCAGAGUGUUAAUGCAUCUCAUUCUGGGACCUACUACUGUGCUGUUGCCUCAUGUGGACAAAUAUUGUUUGGAAAUGGGACAGAGCUGGACUUUAGGGAUAAGGUGGAUGUUCCUGUUCAGCUGUAUGUCUUGAUUGGAUCUUUGGCAUUCAGUAUCAUCCUGGUGGUUUUCCUGAGUUACAAAGUUUAUACACUGCACAAGGCUAAUAGCUGCAAAGAACCUCCAGAGAGAUCCAGGAGUGCCUCGGAGCUAAAUGUAGCGGUGAGUGUUUUAAAUGACUUUUAAAUGCACUAUUGCAACAUUUUAAAGGUUUGAAUGGAAUGGGCUAAAUGACAUCUGACCAGAUGCAAGGGGUAGUAAAUGAAAUAUUAGCACAACUAUGAAUAGUUAAACAGGCGAGGAAAGCUGAUGAAAGGACACAGGGUUGAGGUAACAGUCCAGAGACUAGGAAGGUUUCUAGUUCAGCUAGUGUGAAACAGAAAACAGAUCCAGGAACAGCAGGCCAGGGUCAGCGUCUGAUCAGGGCAAUUACCUGGCAGGGAGCGGCGCGGACAGAGAGCAACAGGAAAUCUAAAUACGAGCAGAGAAGAGGUAACUGGAAAGUGUUAGGAGAGUGGGCAGGAUUGUGAGAAACAUGGUUUAAAUGGAAAUGAAACAUUAUAUGUUCAUAUUUAUUCCUUAUUUUGGGUACCCAGGAUGCAGACAAUGUCCAUUACGCUGCUUUAAGCAAGAUGAAGGUCAGCAGAUCAAGACAGCAGAAAGACACCAGGAAUGACUGCGUGUACUCCAGCGUAAAAGCAGUAGCAGAGACGGACUUUGUUGAUUUGUAAUGUGUU